Molecule: messenger RNA, 2541 nt
Organism: Hibiscus syriacus
Lineage: Eukaryota; Viridiplantae; Streptophyta; Magnoliopsida; Malvales; Malvaceae
Exons: 9
Coding region: 1-2541 (846 amino acids)
Source: RefSeq, a predicted model, not a curated record
AUGUCUAUCCAAGGUUCCUACCUUGGUGUCCCUUAUGUUAUAACAGUUGUGUAUGGUUCUAAUGAUGGUGUGGUGAGAAGAUUACUCUGGCAACAGCUACGUGAUCUAGCUGAUAGCAUUGGUCAUUUUCCUUGGAUCCUUGGAGUCAAUUUUAAUGUUACUCUCCAUCAUUCUGAGAGUUGUGCUUCUGAUCUUCUGGGUCCUUUCAUUUCCUCUGAUAUGUGUGACUUCCAAGAGGUUGUUUCUAACCUCGAUCUGAUAGAUCACCCUUUCUUUGGUCCCUCCUACACUUGGUGCAACAAACAGAUUAAUUCUUUUCUUGCUAGGAAGCUAGACAGAGUUAUUGUUAAUUCUAAUUGGAUGAGAAGUUUUAAGACUUCUCAUGUUGAAUUUCUCACCCCGGGUAUUUCCGAUUACUGCUUGGCUUUGGUUUGGCUUUCUAAAGAAUUUCAAACUAAUCGUCCCAAGCCCUUUAAGUUUUUCAACUUCUGGGUUCAACACCCUAACUUCUUGAAUGUUGUUCGUCACUCUUGGAUGAUUCCAGCUCAUGGAAAUCCAAUGCAAUGCCUUUUCUCUAAAUUAAAGCGGUUGAAAGCUAACCUUAGAGAUCUCAAUCAAUCUCACUUCAGUGACAUUACUGCCAGGGUUCUCCAAAACAAAACUAAACUGGAAAUCCAACAACUUAAAACUUUAAAAGGUGAGGAUGAAGUUGUUAAGGAAAUCCAGCUGCAAGCUGAUCUUAAGUCCCUUGAAGCUGCUGAAAUUUUGUUUUUAAAACAAAAAACUAAGAUGCAAUGGCUUAAAGAUGGAGAUAAAUGUUCCAAACUUUUCCAUUCUGCUCUAGCCAUAAAAAACAAAAGAGAAACCAUUCGUAUCUUGGUUGACGACCAAGGAAAUAGGCUGGAAACAUUUGACUCUAUGUCAGCAGAGGUGAUAAGUUAUUUCACCAACUUAAUUGGUACUAAAGAACCUGAAGUGAAAACUCCUGACCCCUGCAUGUUAAAAAACAUUCUCCAAUACUCUCUGCCUGUGGAAAAUGUUGAAGAUCUUAUUAAGGAAGUUACUAAUGAUGAAAUUAGAAACGCUUUAUUCUCUCAGGGAAAUGACAAGUCUCCCGGUCCCGAAGGUUAUACUCCUUAUUUUUUCAAACAAGCUUGGCCUAUUAUUUCUGAGGAUGUUAUUGCUGCCAUUAAACAUUUCUUUCAAGAAUCCUUCCUUCUUCCAGCCUUCAAUGCUACCACCAUAGCUUUGAUUCUCAUCCCUGAUAUUAUUUCUCUCAACCAAACCGCUUUUAUAAAAGGGAGAAGUAUUGUGGAUAAUACACUUCUAGCUCAAGAACUGGUCCGCAGAUUCUCUAUUUCCUUUAAUGGGAGUCUUAUUGGUUUCUUUAAGAGAGCUAAAGGCAUUCGUCAAGGUGAUCCCCUCUCUCCUCUGUUAUUUGUUCUCUCUAUGAACAUUCUCUCUAAACUCCUCAAUUUAGCAACUGCCAAAGGUACUGCUGAUUCUGUUAUUGGGGUUUCUAGUGUCCUUGAUAUGUUUUAUGAGAUGUCUGGCCUUAAGAUUAAUGCUUCGAAAUGUGACCUUUAUGCUGCUGGUAUUCAUUGUUCAAUUCUGGAGGAAAUCAAACUGCUCACUGGGUUUAAAAUUGGCAGACUUCCUGUUAGAUAUCUCGGAAUUCCUCUUGUCACCAGGAAAAUUACUGAAAGUGAUUGUGCUUCUCUCUUUGAUAACAUUAGAGCAAGGUUAAAUCAUUGGACUACUAAAUCUCUAAGCUAUGCUGGAAGGAUGGAAUUAAUCAAAGCUAUCCUGUUCAGUGAGGAUAAAGCUGCUAAAGGAGCUAGAGUAAGUUGGCAAAACAUCUGUCUUAUGAAAUCUGAGGGAGGGCUUGGUCUUAAAGAUUUGAAGACUUGGAAUAAAGCUUGUAUGAUCCUCCAUAUCAAUAAUAUUCUAGCAGGCAAAGGUUCUCUAUGGGUUGCAUGGUUCAAACACUAUGUCCUUAAAGGCAACACUUUUUGGAAUUUUAAUGUUCAUCCCUCUUGUAGUUGGAAUUUAAGGCGUAUUUUUAAACUUAGAACCGAGGCUUCCUCAGUGUUGACUGCUGGAACUAUGAAAGUUUCUACAAUUUGGGAUGCACUUCGUGAUAAUAGAUCCCAAGUCCACUGGCAGAAAAUUAUCUGCUUGCUCUUAAUUCCCUCAUCUAUGUCCUAUGAGAAGAAAGAAACAGGAGGCUCUUUCAAGGUCGCUGCAGAGAGCUGUUUACUGUCAUUAAGGAUGUGUUCUUUGUCCAAGAGAGGCAGAGACCUAAUGAUGCAGGCAACUAUGAAGUACAAUAAGGAAGAUAGAUCUGGGGAAAAAAACAGUCAAGAGUUUAAAGGCCUAAAAGCAGAUGAGCAAUUUUUCCCUGCUUGUGUUCCUCAAGCUCAUCUCUUCUUUAACCAACAUCCAAAUCCCCUUUGCCUUUCUCCACUUGUGUUUGGAUUGAGAGAAAAGAAAAAGAAAAUUCUGGAGAAAAGAGAGUACGAGAGGGGAAGCAUACGAUAA